GUGUGUGCGUGUAAGAGAGAGAGAGAAACAGAGAGAAAAAGACAGCUGAAGGGAGGGAGGUAGAUCUGGUAGACAGACAGUGUGAGGCAGCGCUUCCCACUGGAUAGCAAACGGAAGCUCUCGACCCUUUACGAUUUUCCCAAAAGCCUUUAUUUUUUUAUUUAUAUACAUUCCCAUCUGAAGGACACUUAAUUAAACUGGUACAAGACAGCCAAGGAAGACAACGAGGAAUAACAGGCUAUUGUUUGUUUUAUUUGGGAAAAGGGGGGGUUGCCUUUUGGCAAGCGGUCAUGGAGAUGCUCCUGUAAUUGGAUUCCACUGGAAAGCGCUCAGACCGCAAGGAGAGCUGCUUAAGUGACAGCGGCUCUCUCUAGAACACAGACUGAGUGCACAGUAAAUUCUUUUUUCUCCCUCUCCCUGUUUUCCUCGGCUCUACCUUCCUCUCUUUUUCUCUGCAACGUCUCCUCUUUUUUUUCCCCCCAGCAGAAGAGUUUUGGUGGAACGUCUGUCGCAGGCAGAUCUUCACGAUGGGUGAUAAAGGCACAAGGGUUUUCAAGAAGGCAAGUCCAAAUGGAAAGCUAACUGUGUACCUUGGUAAGAGGGAUUUUGUUGACCACGUGGACCUUGUGGAGCCAGUUGAUGGUGUGGUUUUAAUUGAUCCAGAGUACUUAAAAGAGAGAAAAGUUUUUGUGACACUGACGUGCGCCUUCCGCUAUGGACGGGAGGAUUUGGAUGUUCUUGGCUUGACGUUUCGAAAGGACCUCUUUGUUUCCAACAUCCAGACAUUUCCUCCUGUGCCCGAGGAGAAAAAGAGCUUGACACGUCUACAAGAGCGACUGAUAAAAAAGCUUGGAGAGCAUGCUUACCCCUUCACCUUUGAGAUUCCCCCAAAUCUCCCCUGUUCUGUUACGUUACAGCCAGGACCAGAAGAUACAGGGAAGGCCUGUGGGGUCGACUUUGAAGUCAAAGCAUUCUGUGCAGAAAAUGUUGAAGAAAAAAUUCACAAAAGGAAUUCAGUGCGUCUUGUUAUCAGAAAAGUGCAGUAUGCUCCCGAGAAGCCGGGCCCACAGCCUAUGGCUGAGACCACGAGGCAGUUUCUCAUGUCGGACAAACCUUUACACCUGGAAGCCUCCCUUGACAAAGAGAUUUACUAUCAUGGUGAACCAAUCAGUGUCAAUGUCCAUGUCACUAACAACACAAACAAGACAGUAAAAAAAAUUAAGAUUUCAGUGCGUCAAUAUGCAGAUAUCUGUCUCUUCAACACUGCCCAGUACAAGUGUCCAGUGGCAACAGAGGAAACAGAUGAUAUUGUGGCACCCAGUUCAACAUUUUGUAAAGUAUACACUCUUACCCCUUUCCUUGUGAACAACCGAGAGAAACGUGGCUUGGCUUUGGAUGGCAAGCUCAAACAUGAAGACACAAAUUUAGCCUCGAGUACAUUGUUAAGAGAGGGGGCCAAUAAGGAAAUUCUGGGCAUCAUUGUGUCUUAUAAAGUGAAGGUGAAGCUUGUUGUUUCUCGUGGAGGGCUGCUGGGAGAUCUUGCCUCAAGUGACGUUUCUGUUGAGCUCCCCUUUACAUUAAUGCAUCCCAAACCACUGGAGGAAUCGAUCCACAGAGAUGUUCUAGAAAACGAUGCCCCCAUCGAUACAAACCUCAUUGAAUUUGACACAAAUGACGAUGACAUCAUCUUUGAGGACUUUGCUCGACAACGACUGAUCGGGCCAAAAGACGACAAAGAUGAAGAUGAGGAGGGUGCCGAUUCACCCAAGCUGAAUGACAGAUAGACUAAACAUUUGAGUGUUUACUGUGUUAUGACAUAUAAGAGAUCCUUUUGAGAUAACCUGGAAAAGUGGGACACCCUUUAACACACUCACAUUGGUGCAGUUGUAGUGUUCUUGUUCACAUUCUUCUCUUCCAUCCUGAAAGGGUGUAAAAUAAAACUUAAGUGUAGAAAAAUGUGACGUCAAAGCGAUUAGAAGGUAAGGUUUUAGCUGAUAGACCAACCAUUGAGUGCCUCUUAUAUUUGAGGGUCUUUUGAGGUUGAGGCAAAGGCUUUUCAUCAUAGCUAAAUUAAACGUCAGUGGUAGCAUGCCUUUGUUGUUGCUUUGUUUUAUAGAUUCUUCCUUUGAUUAGAACAGAGGAGUUUGAAAGGCGUGACUUAGUAUUGAAAACAUAAUUAAUGGAAUUUGUUCUGUUUUAUUUACUGUAAAAGGAACUGGAUUUAGUAUGUUUAUUAUAAAAGCUGCCAAAUUUAAUAACCUUUAUAAUGUAACAUCCCCCACUGAACAUUUAGUACAUUUUUGAAUUAGUCAUUGCAGAAGUUGACUAAAAAUAUUUGAUCUUUUUUUGUUCACUUUUUCAGGGAAAAUUAUCUGUAUUAUCUGUAUAACAAAAGACAUGGACACACUACUGAUAAUUAGACUACAAGUCACAAUCCAACAACCAUAUUUUUUUUCCUUUUAACAAUAUUCAAAUGUUUGUUGAAAUGGUUUUCUAUUAAAUCAGUUAUAAACCAUACCUAUAUACCUUUGAGGAAUUAUAUAUUGCUAUAGGAUAUUUUUACAUAAUUUGAAGCUUUUCAAAAAGAACACCUAUGAAUAGACAUGUGCUACAAACAUUCCAAUUACUAUUCCUACUGUAUAUUAUGAACAAAGUAAAUGUAUCCUUAAAUCUUCUAUGGACAAUUGCAUAAUUGUACAACUCUUCUAGACUUUUCCAGCAAAUCCCUGAGCUGGAGGAAUACUCAAAUCAGAUUAAAUGUGAUUGGAAAUGUAUCCAUUUAUACAUUGCAAAGAUGAUCUUAUUUGAACGAGGCCUUGAAUUAAUGCAUGAAACAUGCCAAUAAUUUGUGUUUUGUGAAUGAACAUUUUUGUAAAAGAUAGAAAGUAAGAAAAGAAAAGAAUAGAAAAAGAAAACAAAAUUGGAUGACCAGUUAAUUGAAACGUUAUAAUUUCUCUGUGUGGAAUGAACCACAAACAAUAAAUAAAUAAACAUUGAUUAUUUACAUAAUGAGUCAAGAGAAAAUGGCAUUGAAGAAUUAAUGUAAGAGAAAUUACAAUAAAUUAAAUAU
Xyrauchen texanus (razorback sucker) is the source of this 3070-nucleotide messenger RNA. RefSeq names its product beta-arrestin-1. Gene Ontology annotation, biological process: G protein-coupled receptor internalization; signal transduction; visual perception. The record is from RefSeq and is a predicted model, not a curated record. Lineage: Eukaryota; Metazoa; Chordata; Actinopteri; Cypriniformes; Catostomidae. The transcript has 16 exons. Gene Ontology annotation, molecular function: G protein-coupled receptor binding. The coding region runs from base 528 to 1784 and encodes 418 amino acids.